Molecule: messenger RNA, 5448 nt
Organism: Oryctolagus cuniculus (rabbit)
Lineage: Eukaryota; Metazoa; Chordata; Mammalia; Lagomorpha; Leporidae
Gene: GCSAM
Product: germinal center associated signaling and motility
Biological process (GO): negative regulation of lymphocyte migration; regulation of B cell receptor signaling pathway
Source: RefSeq, a predicted model, not a curated record
GAUCUCCCAUUCAGUCAUUCACCCUCCAAAUGCCUGAAAUAGCCAGGGCUGGGCCAGGCUAAAAUCAGGAGCCCCAAACUCAAUCUGAGUCUCUACCAUGGGUGGCAGGAAUCUAUCACAUGAGCUAUUACUUACUAGUUCACAGAGUAUGCCUUAACAGGAAGCCAGGGUAAGAAGCAGAGCCAAGGCUCAAACCUAGGCACUCCUACACGGAACAUAGACAUCCGAGUGGUAUCCUAACCUCUGCACCUAAUGUCCACCCAGGAAAGUAAAUUUACAUAUCCUGACACUGUCACCAGCUUACAAAUGGGCAGCCUUUAUUUCCAAUUCAAUUCAUAGAAUGUCUUGUAUAUGUUAUGUACUGGGAAAAAUACUGAGAAGAACAAAGAGAAUUUAUGACUCAAAGAGUUGUUAUUUAGGUGUUUUGUGUGCAUGUGUGUUGUUGUACUCUUCAUCGUGGUGCAAAGGUAGACUCUUUAGUCCUGGGUCAGUUUUACAGCAGUAAGUGUGUAUGUGACGUCCUUCCUGCUCUGCCCGUCACCUUACCUUACGCAAUCAUACGCAAGUUUUAUCACCAGUAGCUACCACUUCCACAGCUCAGCUUCUCCAUCUAGUGGCCUGUGUAAGACUGAAACUUCCAAUUUAGGGAGCAACGCUCAACCUUUCCUUGAAUUACAGUGGGCAGGUCAUUCCCAGCCAUCACCCCUACCCUGUUCAAUGCCGGGACCCAAAGAACCCUAGGGGCAACACUGGCACUGCCUCAGCCACCCACGAGGGGGCGUGCGUGUAGUCUGCCCAAGCUGCCCCACCCAGGGUCUGGCGUACCUCCAUUCGCACAGGUGAGCAGGCCAGAAUAACCCUGCUGGCUGGCUGGACACCUGUCUGCUUCCUGUCUCCUCCACAAUGCUGAGACACUCAGGUCAUCUGCACCUGGCCUCCAGGUUGCACAAAAGGCGCUGAGGUCGACCAGAAGGGCAUUUUUAGAUUGGCUCGAUGUUUCUCUUGAAGGGAAGAUGGAAGCUAAAGGAUGGAUAGUGCAUCCAAGACUUCUUCAGAUUCUCUGUUUCUCUGUCUCUAGCAUUCUCUUUCACACACACCUCUUCUCCCACACUCAAAAUAGCAGACCGUUGAUUUAUCCUAGUUUGUUUUGUUUUGUUUUGUUUUUUCUGCACAGAGAACAAGCUUCAGGUAACUUGGAAGACAUGUUCUGGUGUGCAUUGUAAUUAUCUGGUCCGGAGAUGCAAGUGGUUUUAAAUGAGGAAGCUAGGGGAAAUAGAAUAGGGCACCCACAGAUUCUUAGAACUAUAUGCAGUAGACACCCCUAAAGUUUAUAGGACCAUUGUUAAGAGUUUUAUCUCUCAUUUCACUUGCUUCAUUUCAUUUACUAAUAACAGGCUUUUCCUGAGUUUGAGAUAUUCUCAAAAUAAGAAAAUCUGCCACCCUAACAGCUUUCCUAACUAAAUACUUGAGGGACUAGUGGAAAGUAUAUCAGGGCUACUGUCGUGCAAUUAUAAUGAAAGACAAAAUCUCCUGCCACUUUGGAAAACUCUCUCCACCAAAGAGAAGAAAUAGAAAAUAGCUCCAUUUAAAAAAAAAAAAAGCUUUAUUUAUUUAUUUGAAAGGCAGAGUUACAGAGAUGCAGAGGCAGAGAAAGAGAGAGAGAGAGAGAGAGAGAGAGAGAGAGAGUCUUCCAUCUGCUGGUUCACUCCCCAGACGGCCGCAAUGGCUGCAGCUGGGAUGAUCCAAAGCCAGGAGCCAGGAGCUUUUUCCAGAUCUCCCACGUGCGUGUAAGGGCUCAAGAACUUGGACCAUCUUCUACUGCUUUCUCAGGCCAUCUCAGAGAACUGGAUUGGAAGUGGAGUGGCCAGGACUCGAACCAGCGCCCAUAUGGGAUGCCAGCACUGGAGGUGGCAGCUUUACCUGCUACACCGCAGUGCCAGCUCCAUUUUUGAGAACACAUGAAAACAACCUGUAAUGCAGACCAUAGGCAACCCCUUAAAGAGAUCACUAAAGCACAGCUCUGGCCCUUUACGUCACUAAGCAGAAACAGUCUGUGGUCUACAUUUUCUCACAAUCAACAACCACUAGGCCUCAAAUAAAAAGAUGCGACAUUUGCCAUUUUAUCCUAAAUUAUCCUAAUAGUCUUUAAGAAGAAAAAAUACACCUGCCGUUCCUUUUUGCCCGAGAUAGACGGGCAGUGCCAGGCAGGUGCCAGCUGGAGUUAGGUUUCUGUCCAACCAGCCAAAGGGGGCUAUCUUACUUGAUGAUUCAGCUUCAAAGACAUGGCUUCUGUCUCCUCCAGGAAGCACUCCUGGGUUGUUAAAAAGCUUUCCAUGUGUUUCAAGAGGGAAACAAACAAGUUUUCUAAAGCAAAAAGAAAAACAUAAGUCGACAAGUUUUCUGAAGAUUUUUUUAAGCAAAAGAAGACACAAAGUCUCUUCCCUUAUUUCAGUCAGGAGAAUCCAGCUCAUUUUAAUUUGUAUUUUCCCUCAGCAAACCAGAACAUGGUAACUCUAUCUUCUGCCUCUUGCCUCAGUUCGGGGGAACUAGUAGCACCCUCUCUAGCACCAGCGGCCCCUCCUUAUUCCAAAUCCUGUCCCUCUCCAAGGCGGUGACUCGCCACCUCUCUCAUUUGUAACCAGAUAUCAUGCUGUGGCGUCCCAGGCUGGGCAGGAGACCUCCGUGUGUUCUGCGUCCUGUCCCAACACUGUCUUGUCAGUAUCUGUUGUCCCUGCCAGCCAUUCUAGUAGGUGUGCAAAGAGGCUGCGGUGUGGUCCUGAUUUACAUUUCCCUAACGGCUGUGACCGGCUGUGACCGUGAUGUUGAGUCUCUUUGGCUGCAAAUUUUUGCUUUCUGUAUAGUGGCCCCGGUGAGGGGUCUGUUCAAACAUUUGGCCCAUUCUGUUCCUGGGGGUUGUUUUUUCAUGAGUGGGUUGCAAGGGUUCUUCAUAGCUUCUAUUUUCUACUACCCUGUGGUUUGACUUUGGGUUAACUUUGUUUCCUCCUCUGGCUAUUCUGAGACAAGGUGAUUUUAUAAACGUAAGCGUCUCACGUGGGAAAACUUGCCCAGCUGGGCUGGUGUGGCACCGUGGGCUUCCCCUGGGACCCGAAGCCCUCCCUGACCCACAGCUUCUGGCUGCGGCCAACAGCGCUGUCCACGCAAGCCCUGGCCUGAGGACGCCCUGCACGUGAGCGCCUCCCGGGCUCCUCCCCGGCCACUCCUUCCUUUAGCACAGGCGCUCUGCCGGCCCCAGCUCGUCUCUCUCAGAGCCACGCAGCGCCUUCUCCACCACAGCAGCUGCUUUGGCAGAGCCCAGGCCCCACGCCCCGGAGGGAAGUGGUAAAGAACCCGAGGAUGGGGAACUUUCCACGGAGGGAAAGCCGGUGGCAGCAGGACACUCAGCAGAUGCCUUGGAACCUGAGACUCCAGAACGCCAAGCAGAGAGCAUCCAGAUGCUGGAAUCGCCACUUCGCUGAAGGGUGCUUCUGCCUUCCGUGGAAAAAAAUAUGCAUUUUCAAAGCAAGACAAGAUUCCCAAAAAGAAAAUGAAGGAAUGUCAUCUGCUCCCAUCCAGGAGAACGGUGAGCAGACCCACCCGGAGGAGCUGUGCUACAUCCUCAUCAACCACAGGGUCCUCGGGGCGAGGCCCUCCGGCAGCUCUGCGGAGGAGUACUACGAGAACAUCUCCCACCAGCCCGGGAAGCCUCGCGAGACUCCGGCGGCAACCGAGACUGAGUACUCACUCCUCCGUGUGCCCCCCACCCCGAGGCACCCACCUUCCCCGGAAGACGAGUAUGAACUUCUCAUGCCAAGCAGAAUCCCCUGUCACUCCCUGCAACAGCCUCACUCGCGGAUGGCCUCUUUAGAGACGUCGGUUUCCUGUUUACAAUGAAGGGGUUGGACGGGCGCUCGUCUGGCACCAGCAGAAGCAGGCGUGGGGUGCAAGUCUGGCUUCCCCCAGCAACCUCUUCUGCGGAGCAUGGUUUGCAAGCCACCAGCGCCCCUUAUUUCCUACUCAGUGCCCCGCACCCACAGUUCAGGCAGUUAUCCUGAACCCGGCUGUUUAAGAAAGCAGAGAUCCUUCUUUGGUUCCAAGUGGGUUUGGACGUGCUCAGUGGUGGGAAAAGCUCCCUGGUCCCGGACAGCAGUGCGCACCACCUAGAGCCCCACUCUUCUGUUAGGGUGCGUACAGAAUACCCCCAUGGUUGCUCUCUGAAGUUGCGUGGAAGUUCAUCCUACAAGCAUACCCAAGGGGGAAUUCACUCAUCAUACCGACCCUGCCCCUCAGCCCCCCACGCCCCACCCACCUCCACCCCCAGCCUCUGAGCUGUGUCCUUUCCAUGGCCUGUUUCAACUCAUUGGCCUCCCUGGCUUGGAUAAUUACACAGGGGGAUUUAGGAGGUGCUAGUGCAGCUUUUCGUGUAAUUUUAACCCGUAGGUAUUUCUUCAACUUUAAAUUUCUCCCUGUGAAUCUCUGUAAAACAAUCACAGCACCUGAGAAUGGAGCAGAAAGGCCUUUUGAGAUCCUUCCCUCUUAUUCUCCUGGGUCAAAAAGUAUGAUCUGCCCAGAGAUAUGUUAAGGUUAGAACCUGACAUCCUGGCUUUUGGUUCAGUGCUACAAUAUACUACACAGAAGAGCCUCCAGUAUUUAGUAAAUGUCUAUGUUGAAUAGUACUAUACAUAAAAUAUGUAUAAGAUGUCCCCCUGAGGAAAACAAUACACACACACACUCAAACACCUUCUCUGAUGAGUACUUCUCUGUAUGCCUAGAUUACGUAGCUCCCCUCAUGUUUUCCUUUGUGUUGCUAGGAUUCUGUCUAUAAACCAGCAGUCAGCAAAGCAUAGCCCCCAAGUCCAAUCUGGACCACCACUCAUUUUUAUAAAUAAAGUUGUACUGAAGUUCAGCCACACUCACUCCUUUACAUACUGUCGAUCAUUAGGCACCCAGAAGAAAAGCUUGAAGAUAUCUCCCCAUAUCUCAUAAUGUGAGAUAAACUUUUAUACAGAUGUGUUUGGUUGUUGGUGGAACCCCUAAGAUUGAAUAAGAUUGGAGUUGAUGAACUCAAAAGUCUUCCAUAGCCUUGGCAACUCAUGACAAGAGCCUCGGGUGAUUACUGAUGCCAUAAAUAAGAGUGUCAAUUGUUAAGUCAACAACAGGAGUCACUGUGCACUUACUCCCCGUAUAGGAUCUCUGUCCUUAAUGUGUUGUAUUAUGUGAAUUAACGCUAUAACUAGUACUCAAACAGUACUUUACACUUUGUGUUUCUGUGUGGGUGCAAACUGUUGAAAUCUUUACUUAAUAUGUACUAAGUUGAUCUUCUGUAUAUAAAGAUAAUUGAAAAUGAAUCCUGAUGUGACUGGGAUGGGAGAGGGAGCGGGAGAUGGGAGGGUUGGGAGUGGGAGGGAAGUUAUGGGGGGGAAAAGCCACUGUAAUCCAAAAGCUGUACUU